GGUAGAGUCCGACACGAAGCAUCAUGGCGAUAGACGGAGGGGGCAGGAACUGUGGUGUCCAUGAGCUCAUCUGCGCCAGACGAGUCUCUCCUGAGCUUCUGGGUGUCCUGUCUUCCAUUGCAGCCUUCAUGGCGUUGAUGGCUCUGUUUUUUCUUUACCUCAGCGACAAGCUGUCAGCGGGGAGUCCUGACGACCUGUCACAUCUCAGUGGCUACAACAGCAGCCAGCCAGAGGGAGUUUUAUCGGACAGCGAGGACGACAGAGGCCUGGAGGCCGCGGCCCAGCAGAGCUCCACCUCCGCGUGGAGCGGCGACCGCAAACAGUCGACCGGGCAGGGAGCAGACGGCAGCGAGGCCUCCGGCGAGCAGGCCGACAGCAUCCAGAGGGUGAAGGAGGACUCCUCCCCGCGGGAGCUGCAGCCCCCGCCGUACCAGGACGAGACGGGCCCGGCGGCCUGCGUGUCCCCCCGGCCCCGGUCGGAGCGAGGGGGCCGGGGGCCGCCGUCCCCGCAGCACUGCGACAGCCCGCGCGGCUCCAGUGGGGCCAGCGUGGACCAGGACACCGAGAGCUACCUCAACAAGGCCUGCGAGGAGGACAUACCCAGCGACAGCACCGCCGUCCUGGGGCCGGAGGACGGCGCCGCCGGUCUUCGCUUCCCCAGCGCCUACGAGCCGGAGCCCCUCGCCAAAUACGGAACGCUGGACGUGGCCUUCGAGUACGACUCCGGCGAGCAGUGGCUGGCCGUGACGGUGACGGCGGCGACGGACAUCCCGGCGCUCAAGCAGACGGGCAACAUCGCGUGGCAGGUCCACCUGGUCCUGCUGCCCACCAAGAAGCAGCGGGCCAAGACCGGCGUGCAGAGGGGCCCGUGUCCCGUCUUCACGGAGACGUUCAAGUUCUCCCGGGUGGAGCAGGAGGCCCUGGGCGACUACGCCGUCCGCUUCCGCCUGUACAGCGUCAGGCGCAUGAAGAAGGAGAAGGUGCUGGGGGAGAAGGUGUUCUACCUGACCAAGCUCAACCUCCAGGGCAAGAUCGCCCUCCCCGUCACCCUGGAGCCCGGCUCCGAACUCACGGGCUGCGGCUCGGUGGUGAGCGUGUCCCGCAGCGCCGGCGCUCUGUCCCGCCGCUCCACCGAGGACUCGUCCCUGCCCGAGAUCCUCCUGGGCCUCGUCUACAACGCUGCCACGGGGCGGCUGUCCGCCGAGGUCAUCCAGGGCAGCCACUUCAAGACCACGGCGUCCGACAAGCCCGUCAAUGGUCUCUUUUGUUGUAUAAAGCACUUCGUAGGAGGGCAGCUUUAUAUCAUGAGAGACACCUACGUGAAGCUGACCAUGCUGGACUCCAAGGGGAAGGAGAUGUCCAAGUGCAAGACGGCCGUGUGCCGCGGCCAGCCCAGCCCCACCUACAAGGAGACCUUCGUGUUCCAGGUGGCGCUCUUCCAGCUGUCCGAGGUGUCGCUGGUGCUGUCGGUGUUCUGCCGCCGCAGCAGCAUGAAGCCCCGCGAGCGGCUGGGCUGGGUGUCACUGGGCCUCAACAGCACCGGCGAGGAGCAGCAGACCCACUGGGCGGAGAUGAAGGACGCCGAGGGCCAGCAGGUCUGCCACUGGCACACGCUCAGCGACACAUAGGGCGACGGCGACCCGCGUCGACAGCGUUCAGAGACGGGGUCAUGGGGUCGUGUGUCCCCCACCCCCCCCCACCACCCCCCCACCAUCGUCACUGCCAGAGGCUGCACCCUUUAAUCUGCCACUUCUCUCCUGGGGGCAGACUUUUACAAGCUGGGCUAUGGGUGUGUGAACUCCGUCUCCAGCAUCUUUGACGACAGAAGCAGACACUGGCAGAGUGAAAACGACCCUGCGGCCACUCGAGAGCAGGAGGCCAACGUCGCUUCUCCAGACGCUCUUCGGCUGAAUCUGCAUGUUACACCAACCGUUUACAGUCUGAAGACACUUUCAGACAUGCUAUUCUCUCUCUCUCUCUCUCUGACACUUUGGACCAAAGAGACCGACUCAAAGACUCCUCCUCCGGGCAUCUCUGGACGUCAGCUGCCUGCUGCCACCAGCAUACCAGACAUUCUCUCUCUCUCUCUCUCUCUCUCUCUCGGUCACAGCCACUGACGGAAGAGAACGCAAAGAAGAAGAAGAAGAAGACGAAGACUGUUAACUUCAAGGCCUUCGACAUGCUGCAGCCGCGCUCACGGGCUGCGCUUUCUCCUACACCACGUUUACAUUGCACAUGACAUUAUGCAAGAUCAUUUCAUGGUUUUUUUCCGGGGUCACCGGUCGAAAAAGGUCUACCGGCGCCUGGAGGGGCGGAGAGGUUUUUAUAGUUUAACCUGUUUAACUCUAUGCAUCUGACGCCGCCUGCAGACCGGAGCCCUCGCUCUGGCCUCGCGCUUCCCGUCGGACGCCGGCGCCGAGCGAGCCCCGCUUCACCGCUCAGCCUCGUCUGGCGACUCCGCCGCGCUCCACUCAUGUAGACACACGGUGCUUGACCGAGCUGAGGAGGAAUAUGCAAACCGCCCCGUCCGAUGAAGCCCGACCCGUUCCUCGCCCCACGGGGCAGCCGCAGCAACGUGCGCCGGAGUGGCAAAGUAAAAUGACAAAAGGCAAAAGGCAAAAGACAAAAGGUAGAUUUACAUUUUCUCGCCGAGGGGAUGGACGCAAUAGGAAAGUGACGACUUUGAUUCAAAUUAAAUUAAACUGCGGCGUCUUCGUCUGGACCAAAGCCAAUAACGAACUGUCCGCAUGAAUAAAGAAAAGCAGUGAGUCAGAACCCCCCCCCCCCCCAUAAAAAAAAGAAAGUUUGCACCACCACAACCGUCAGUAAAAAGAAAACCCUCUCCCACCCCUUCUCUUCUGCCGAAGUCCAGGGGUCUUUUUUUCUCUCUCUCUCUCUCUGCCCCAGACUUUAACCCUUCAUCCGGGCCUCAUCCCUCCUGGUUCCUCCUGCCGAUCCAAAAGUAUUCUACAGUUUGAAAAAAAUUCAUUAUGACAUUGUUUCACGGGAUCCGAUGAAAACCAGAUGUCUCGGAUCUUUUCCUGCCACAUACACAAUUGGCCCCUCGAUUAUCGACCCGGGGAAUAAGAAGCCACUGGACGGAGGGCUUCAAAAACAACAACAACAACAACAACAACAACAACAAAAAACAAGUUUCCCUCGUUGAAAACCCAUGAGAUGUCAUUUUCAUUUAGAUAGAUGAGAUGUAACGUGUUAAUAAUUGAGAUUUAAGAGAUUGCUGCUGCUGCUGCAGGGCAGAUUUUAUGAGCGUUUGGACAGAACCAGGAUAUGUUGGCUCACUUUGAGCUUCUCAUCUAAUAGACGGAUGUGCGAGCUGAGUGGCUGGAAUUAUUUUUUUUCCUUUUAACAUGUCGUGAGCAUUUCGAGGGAUGAUAUUUAUCUCUGACGAGAUAAAUAAAAUCUCUGGAGCAGCGAUAGAUGCCAUUAGAUAUUUGAAAUGCUCUCUGUAUGUGGGUCAUGAAAUAAAUUAUACCUAUUAACUAUGCGGAAGCUCUGUCCAGACAAUAACAUCCACCGAACAGCAGCUUCAAACCUCACAAGUUAACUCUUUCAGACAUUUGGUUUUUCUUUCCAUGUAUCCAGUGUGUGAGCAAACAAGAAAAAAUGUAUUUGGCAUCAUCACUGCCUGCACUUACUCAUCAUCAUCAUCAUCGUCAUCAGUGUGUAACUGAAUUCUCUUUGUCUUCCAACUGCUGAAUUUUACUUCGCAUUUCAGCCAAUUUUCCCCCUUUUUUUCAUUCCCGUUUAUAUAUUUAUACAUUAUAUUGUUGUUAACUGAAAAAUUAUGAAUUAUUCCUGGAUAUAUAUAUAUAUAAAGAUUGUAUGCAAAAUAAAAAAAGAUAAUUAUAUGCUGUGUGUUCUUGCUGAAUUACAUAACAGCGAAGAAAGAAAGAAGGAAACUUUCAGACAUGAACCGAAGUCCACAGAGGUGAGAUCGUAAAUGAUGACAUUUCGUAUAUUUUCUGGAGUGCAUGUCUGAAAAAAGCCUAGGAGUAAGUCACUUGAUAUAUCUGUCUUAUGUAUCACACUCAGCCAACAACCUUUAACGUAUAAUAAGUUCUUACUUUCAAAUUAAAGGCCCUGAAUCGAUAUUCUAAUUUCAACACAUUCCCAGA
Scophthalmus maximus (turbot) is the source of this 4136-nucleotide messenger RNA. Its product is annotated as synaptotagmin-14. The coding region runs from base 24 to 1628 and encodes 534 amino acids. The record is from RefSeq and is a predicted model, not a curated record. The transcript has 9 exons. NCBI's taxonomy places the organism in Eukaryota, Metazoa, Chordata, Actinopteri, Pleuronectiformes, Scophthalmidae.